AUGUUUCGAGCUGCCGCAGCUGGUCCUUUUGACGAGGGCGUCGCCAAGGCGACCGACGAGAACCUGACCUCGGAAGACUGGGGAGCCAUCAUCGAGGUCUGCGAUCGCGUUGGCAGCGACCAGAAUGGGCCCAAGGAAGUUGUCCAGGCCAUGAUCAAGCGCCUAGCGCACCGUAACGCCAAUGUCCAGCUUUACACCCUCGAGCUCGCAAAUGCUCUCAGUCAGAACUGCGGCAAGAACAUGCACCGCGAGCUCUCUAGCCGAGCCUUCACCGACGCAAUGUUGAAACUAGCAAACGACCGAAACACCCACACCCAGGUCAAAGCCAAGAUACUCGAGCGCAUGAAGGAGUGGUCCGAUAUGUUCAACAAGGAUCCCGAUCUCGGCAUCAUGUACGACGCAUACUUCCGACUUAAGCAGAGCAACCCCACCUUGCAGCCCCCUUCGGCGCCGCAGAAGACGGGCCUGACUGAGGUUGACCGCCAGAAGGAGGACGAGGAGCUACAGAUGGCCUUGAAGCUGUCGCUACAGGAAGAGGAGAGGAAGAAAGCCCCUGCCGCGUCCAACGCCGCCGCCUCGUCAUCUUCCGCUGCCCCUGGAUCGUCGGCACAGGCCGCCCAGCCGCAGGCUCACUCCACACCCGUGCCCGCAGGCACGACGGCUGCUACGGUUUCAAGAGUGCGAGCACUGUACGACUUCGUUCCCUCGGAGCCGGGCGAGCUCGAGUUCAAGAAGGGCGAUGUCAUUGCGGUGCUCGAGUCCGUUUACAAGGAUUGGUGGCGGGGUUCGCUCAAGGGGAAGACGGGUAUUUUCCCUCUUAACUACGUCGAGAAGCUUACGGACCCGACCCCCGAUGAGCUGGCACGCGAGGCCCAGAUGGAAGCCGAGGUGUUUGCAGAGAUCAAGAAUGUCGAGAAGCUGCUCACAUUGCUGAGCACAUCAAACACGGCGCCCAGAGAGGAGGACAAUGAGGAGAUCUCGAAACUUUACCACCAGACGCUAGCCAUCAGACCGAAGCUGAUCAAGCUCAUCGAGAAGUACUCGCAGAAGAAAGAUGACUUCACACAGUUGAACGAAAAGUUCAUCAAGGCUCGCCGUGACUACGAGUCGUUAUUGGAGUCGUCCAUGUCGCACCCUCCUCAACCAAGCUACCACCAGUACUCUAUGAGACCGGGCGCUGGCGGGUACCCCAGUGGUCCAGGAGCAGGAUACCCUGCCCAAGGUCCUCAGGGGCAUCCCCAGCAGCAGCAGCAGCAGCAGCAGCAGGAGCAGAGAUUUUACACUCCUGCACCCCAAGACCAACCACAAUACCCCCAGUCCACGCCCUCGCCGAAUUUCCAGCGUCCAGCCCAGGCUACACCUGCCCCUUUCUACGUAGCCGGUGCAGAAGUGCCAUCAGCGGGCGGUCCGUCUCACAACCAGCAGCAGUAUCCCCCCCGUGACCAGCGUCAUCCGUCCACCGGAAAAGCCCAGGUGCCGUCGAUUGAUACAUCGCCCACACCGCCAGCCAACGCCUACUCUACUUACACCGUGCCCCCUAACCAGAGGCCUCAGAGCACCUACGGCGCCCAGGAGCUGGCGACUUCAGUAUAUGACUCGCCCAUUGCUGCCCACAACCCGAGCUCUGCUGCAACGUAUACGUCCUCCGUCUACUCUCAGGAUGACCCGUACAACAAUAGCAGCCCUACCGUAGGCAAGUCAACGGUGCCCGCGCCGUCUUCUUUCCAACCGUCGGCACCACCAGUUGGACAGCCCUCUCAGUCAUCUCAACAAGCACAGCAGCCGCACUAUCAAAGUUACCAGCCAUCUGGAGCUCAGGGGCAGGGUAAUUAUAGCAACGCCCCGACUCAGGCCCCGCCGCCUGUGCCGACGACGGCAGCACCGCCCGUUCCUGGCCCCGCCCGGUCGGAGGUCUUGACACCGCCUCCUCUACAGCCUAGCGGCGCGGCCUAUGAUGCCAGGCACAGUCUACCCAGCCAGAGCCCGUCACAGCCACAGUAUCGAGCAUACGUUCCGCCGGGCGCCGCCGCUGGUGAUGGACCGAGUGCACCACCCCCAGCGGACUAUUAUCGGCAAAGCGGCGUGUAUUAG
Colletotrichum graminicola M1.001 is the source of this 2091-nucleotide messenger RNA. RefSeq names its product VHS domain-containing protein. Gene Ontology annotation, cellular component: ESCRT-0 complex. Gene Ontology annotation, biological process: protein transport to vacuole involved in ubiquitin-dependent protein catabolic process via the multivesicular body sorting pathway. Gene Ontology annotation, molecular function: phosphatidylinositol binding; ubiquitin binding. The transcript is spliced from 6 exons. NCBI's taxonomy places the organism in Eukaryota, Fungi, Ascomycota, Sordariomycetes, Glomerellales, Glomerellaceae. The record is from RefSeq and is a predicted model, not a curated record. The coding region runs from base 1 to 2091 and encodes 696 amino acids.